AUCAGCGACGCGCGUGUGAUUUAAGCAACUUACGCGCGCCUUUCCCUUGCCCUGCCCUCUACGAAUCAGAAUUGACGGAGAAGAACGCAGCCGGAGAAACGGAGAAGGACUUCAGAUUUUCCGUCGACCUGAGAAGGAAUCGAUCGUUUCGGUUUCGGUUUCCAUUUUGAGGCUUUGAUUAAUUGUGAAAUUUAAUUUCACCAACGGCAAGACGGAGAUGGACAGUGAUGAUGAUUUUACCUUUUGUCAGGUUGCUUUGCCUUCUGAUCACAGCAGCCUUGAGGCAAAGAAUCUUGCCACCGAUAUUGGUGGUAUUAGCAUUAGAGAUCAAGUCUCAAAUGGCAGUGCUAGCAGUCAAAAUAGUGGUUCCCAGUGGAAGAACAAGUUGCCAGAUAAUUCCACCUUCAAGGAGGGUUCCAUUGGUUCUUUGUCUUUUAAUGUUAUUCAUACCUCGUCACAGAAACAAUCUACUGAGUCAUCAACAAAUGUAGCAUUCACAGAUGUGGGAAAUUCAGUUAAGAGUGUACGAGAACCAAAGGUGCCUGCUAGAAAGCCUAUAACUAGGGCCAAGGUACCUUUUGAAAAGGGGUAUAGUCAAAUGGACUGGCUUAAGCUUACUCGGACACAUCCAGAUCUUGCAGGACUCAAAGGACAGUCGAAUAAGAGGCGUAUUUCUAUGAAUGAAGUUAAGCAACACCAAACAGAAGGCUCCAUGUGGACUGUUCUAAAAGGUCGUGUGUACAAUUUGUCUCCAUACAUGAAGUUUCAUCCAGGAGGUGUUGAUAUGCUGAUGAAGGCAGUGGGAAAAGACUGUACAUCACUAUUCAACAAAUAUCAUGCUUGGGUGAAUUUUGAAUUCUUGCUGGAGAAAUGUCUCGUUGGUACCUUGGACAACAGGGAAGGCAGUUCUGAAAAAUAAGAAGACAAAUAUUUUCUCCAAGGGUGAACAAUAGCAGGGGAAUGUCCUUGCAUCGCUAAUGCAGUCACCUUGUGUCAUCUAUAGGUGAAAUGUACUUUUGGACAUUUAUUUUCUUAUUAGGCUCUCAAAGGAAAUAAAGUUGUAGAUUUUUUUUAUACAAUUUUAUCAUAAUUUAGAAUUUACUAAAUUCUAUUUUCAUGU
Messenger RNA from Rubroshorea leprosula, 1120 nucleotides. The record is from the annotation of a GenBank genome assembly. NCBI's taxonomy places the organism in Eukaryota, Viridiplantae, Streptophyta, Magnoliopsida, Malvales, Dipterocarpaceae.